Molecule: messenger RNA, 5492 nt
Organism: Sebastes umbrosus (honeycomb rockfish)
Lineage: Eukaryota; Metazoa; Chordata; Actinopteri; Perciformes; Sebastidae
Gene: aff2
Product: AF4/FMR2 family, member 2
Exons: 26
Coding region: 672-5420 (1582 amino acids)
Biological process (GO): regulation of RNA splicing
Cellular component (GO): nucleus; nuclear speck
Molecular function (GO): G-quadruplex RNA binding
Source: RefSeq, a predicted model, not a curated record
UUAUAAUAAAUUUAUGUAAAUAAAAAUCUUAAUUUUUGUCUUAAAAACACUGUGAUGUCUGAUGAUGGGGGUUGCGGUUUACGGGUUUACUAGAGUUAGGGUUCUGGGGGGGUUGAACCCUGGGGUGGCUCCAAAUCCCAAUUUUGCCUCUAGUGCACCCAAAGGACUAGAGCCGGCCCUGUCUGCAACACCGAGCACAAUUAGUGCACUUUGAAAAAAACAAAAAAAAAACACAUAUCCCAGCUGUUGCCAAGUCACUCUACCACAUUAGUAGCCUAAGUGACACAUUAUUUUUUUGUGGGGUGAAUGACGACCAGGUUUAUUUUUGUAAGAUCCGUGUGGUAUAAAUAGUGUCGCUUGCUAUGAAGCAAAGUGUUUGCAGUGAAUAUCUCAGUGUGACUUGUCUUCUUCAGCCUCUCCAGCAGUCUGUGUGUGUUCACUCUCUCUCUCUCUCUCUCUCUCUCUCUCUCUCCCUCUCCCUCCACCUCUGCCUGCCUGCCUGUCAGCUCGCCUCGACCACGUAGCAGCUUCCUGGCAGCGGCAGCCGCUUGUGUCUCCUCUCUGACACACACUCACACAGCCAGUCAGUCAGUAUCAGUAGCCUAUGUAGAACCACGUCGCACCAGCUGGGGAUUUAACCACCACCACCUCCACCACCGGCCGAAGCGACCAUGGACCUCUUUGAAUUCGACUUUUUCAGAGACUGGGAGCUUGAACAACCAUGUCAUCUGGAGUCGGAUCGCAGCGCCCUGAAGAGGAGGGAGUGGGAGAGGAGGAACCAGGAGGUCCAACAGGAUGAAGACCUGUUCUCAACUGGAUUCAACCUGUUUGGAGAACCUUAUAAAACUAAUAAAGGUGAUGCGUUGGCCAGUCGCGUCCAGAACACGCUGGGUUCCUAUGAAGAAAUGAAAGACCUGCUAACCAGCCAUUCUAACCAGAGCCACUUGGUGGGAAUCCCCAAAGGCAGCAACAACGUGCAGACCCCGACCACUUCAACGACAGAGAGACCCGCCAUGGAGGCCCAGCUUUUCAACGAAGCCCUGAGAGGAGGAACAGCUGGAGGAGGAGGAGGAGGAGGAGGAGGAGGGGGAGGAGGAGUGGAGGGAGGUGGGGACAAGAGGAUGGGAAAUGCUUCUUCCUCAUCUUCAACUUCCAUGCAACCUCCUGCUUCGACCGCAUCGUCGACGAGCGCUGCAACGGUCCCGCAUCAGAAUUCGAAGAAGUCCCGGGGCUCCAUGGACUGGUCAAGGGCAGGCCAUGGACAGAGCGCCGCCCAAGGAGCAGGCCUCGUUCUUGGGUUGGCGCAGAACGGACAGGGGCAGGGGCAGGUCACAGCAGCGACGAGCGGAAGAGGGAAAAUGUCUCUACUAGAGGAACAGCAAAUGCAAAGACAUGAAGAGCUGUUUAGCUCACUUAAAGAUGAACUCGGUCUAAAAGGAGACUCAAGCCCUUCUUCCUCCUCUUCGUCCUCCUCUUCCUCAUCUUCUUCUGGGAGAAGACACGCUUCCCACCCCUCCAAAACCCUUCCUCUCCCAGAUGGCGGCAAUUUCCGAUCUUCCACCAUGGACGGUGGCCAUUUUAAGUCUUCCACUAACACAGAAAAUGGUGGACAUUUUAAAUCCUCCCCGUUUGAAAACGAGACGGGUUCUCACCUCUCCACAUCCUCGUCCCCGCUGGCUUCCACGUCCGUUCUGACUACGCCUACUCCUGGUCUAACCACUCCCACAUCUGGACUGACUACCCCCACCUUCCCACCCGGUAGCCUAUCAGGGAAGCCGAUCGCAAUCCAGCAGAAGCCCACAGCGUAUGUUCGACCGAUGGAUGGCCAGGACCAGGCGCCUAGUGACUCCCCCCAGCUUAAACCCCCUCUAGCGGCCACAGAGGGAUUUAACAACGGCCAGGCGUACGGAGGAAACUCUGGGAAUGCCAAGAAUAAACUGCCAAAACUGAGUCUCAGCCACGCAGGGGAGGUCAGCCUACCAAAUGACUCCAGCUGUGUUGAAGAGAUUCUGCGGGAGAUGACCCAUUCCUGGCCUCCUCCUCUCACAGCCAUACACACUCCUGGAAAGGCUGAUCAGACCAAGUUCCCCAUCCCAAACAAGGAGUCACAGCAUGUGACCUCGGGCUACAACACCCAGAAGCGAUGUACUGUAUCAGCUAACAAGCCUGCUGCGAAACCACCAACUGCACCACAGAAGUCAAUGUUGGAGGAUGACCUGAAGAUCAGCAGCGACGAGGAAGAGGCCGAGCAGCAGGUGUCUGACAAGCCCAAAGCCAGAGGCACAGCCCUAAGUGGAGCAUCAGGGAGCAGCAGUGAAUCAGAGAGCAGCUCAGAGUCAGACACAGACGAAUCAGAGAGCAGCUCCAGUGACAGCGAGUAUCAUCAGGCCUCCCGCACACACACUCCAGAGCCUGAGCCCCCUUCUGCCAACAAGUGGCAGCUGGACAGCUGGUUGAAUAAGGUCCAAGCUCAAACCAAACCCCAGGUUCCCCAACAGCAAGAACAUGGCACAGGCUCCAUCACCCAGGGUCCGAGGACUUUUUCUCCAGGGAGUGAAGCACCAGGAGCGGGUACAGCAACCAAGACCAAACCCUGCGGAUCCAACAGCGCCCCUGUUCCAGCUGCACCAACGGUGGAACACAAGGAGAUCAGGGGAGCCUUCUGCCCAGGCAGAGAGAAGGCCAAGGCCAAGCUCAGCCAGAAGGCCUCGGGGGAGAGCCAGAGGUCAAAGAUGAGGAUGUCGCCGGGCCUGUUGUCAGGGCCAGAGGUCACAACCCCGAGGAGGAACACCACAGGGAAGAAGCAGCCCAGACGGACGGAGAGGUCAAACAGUGUGGAGGAUAAUCAGAGCCAGACAUGGAGCAGAACAAACCAGCAUAGCCCUGCAGUGAGGGAGAAGGACCUGUUGCCUCCCCCCUCCCUGGAGCUUCAGAACCCCCCGAGGCCACGAACCAAACCCCCCAAUGGGAAAACAGCCCCCAGGAAAGAACCUCGCAGUGCUACCAACUCAAACAACAACACAGUUACUCCACCAGCGGCGCUACAGCAAACCCCCGUGCCAAUACCUGCUGUCAGUGUAAACCAGGACAAGAGGAAACACAGAGGUCCAAGCACCAAAAUCACACCCAAGUCCCGAGAAUUCAUCGAAACGGAUUCAUCCUCCUCCUCCUCUGAAUGCCACUCGGAUUCGGAGGAAGCCCUCAAAAUCCCCACUCUGCCACCUGAGACGACACGCUCUGCAAUUAACACACAGACUCUGUCCAACACACACAUGCACACGCCUCUCCCCCCGUGCCUCGGCUCCGCUGGCAGCGUGGGGAGUCUGGGAACAUUUGGUGGGAAGGGACUUCGAGUCAAAGAUGGUAGCAAUGUGACCACUAAUGGUAGCAGCAGUAGUAAUAGUAGCAUCAGCAGUGGUAGUAAUGGCAGCAGUAGUAGCUGUAACUCCCUAAGCAUUAGCAACAUAAGUGGUUCAUUUGGCACUUCUGUUCCUGAUCCUGGAGGGUUAGGAGGGCAGUGCAAAGACCCGGUGUCCGUGUCAUCACCUCCCAACAUUGGACACGAGGUGCCUCUGUCCCCCUUGGGGGAAUACCAAGAGAUCCAGAGUUUAUGGGUGAAAAUUGACCUGAGUUUGCUCAGCAGGGUGCCUGGCCAGUGUUUGGGGGAAAGAUCCAGGGUGGGAAUGGCCGAAAGGGACGGAAGUGAAGGGAGAGACAGAGAGAGACAGGGGGAGAGGGAGAGGACGGGGCUGGCCGAGAGAGAAAGACAGAAGCAGGCUGAGAGAGAGUUGCCAGGUCCGAGAGAGAGGCAGAAGUUACCUAAAGGGGAGAAACAGGACGAAGAGAAUGAGCGAUUAGUGCAGGACAGAGAGAGGCAAGGUGACAGAGACAGAUUAACAGAGAGAGAGAGGCAGAUGGACAGAGAGGACAGAGAAAGAUUGGGGCUCGGGGAGAGGGAAAGGACGACGGGGAGGGACAGAGAGAAGGUGUGCCAAGGUCUGGGGGUCCAGGACAACCCCCCUGUGCAAGAGCAGAGUAAUCCCAGGCUGGCAGGGAGGACGGAGAGAGGAGAGAACGGAGGCAAACACAGGAGGCAGGCAGCUGGAAACAUGGUGGUCCCAACAGAGAAACACACCAGCAAGAGCAAGAGGAAACACAAGUCGGACCACAGUGAUUCAUCAGUCAACGGCAAUAAGAAGCUGCGAUUGGACAAAGACUGUCAGCUCCUCCCACCCUGCAUCUCUCCAAUACACAACCACAAGAACAGCUCUACAGAUAGCUCACUAAACAGGAAGCAGUCUCGACGGCGCGAUGACAAGUUGCUUCCGCCCCUCCUGUCCCCCCUCUCUGACGAUCCCCCUCGGAAACGAACCUGUGACAGCAGUUCCUCUCUCAGCCAGGAGAGCGGCGCCGCUGGGAUGCUGCCCUGCUCCACCUCUUCCACUUCCACUUCCACCUCCUCUUCCUCACACAGACACAGGAGAGGUGAAGGCAAGGGGUCAUCAUCACAUGCAAGAAAUGGCAUUGAAGUGGAUACCCACGGCGAGAAGCCCAGCGCAGACGGUUACCAUGCCAACGGACAGUCAGACUCGGAGGUGUGGUCGGAACCACUGACGGAACCUGCCGAACCUCGGAGGCCAAAACUGUCAUUCAGCGACACAGUCCACAGUGCAGACUACUACAUGCAGGAGGCCAAGAGACUGAAGCACAAGGCCGAUGCUCUGAUGGACAAAUUUGGUAAAGCGGUGAACUACGCAGACGGCGCCCUCUCCUUCAUAGAGUGUGGGAAUGCGAUGGAGCGAGAUCCGCUGGAGGCCAAAUCACCAUAUACCAUGUACUCUGAGACUGUGGAGCUAAUAAGGUACGCCAUGAGGUUGAAGAACUUCACCAGCCAUUCAGCCACCGUCGCUGAGAAGAAGCUAGCUGUGUUGUGUAACCGCUGUCUGUCUCUGCUGUAUCUGAGGAUGUUCCAUUUGAAGAAAGACCACGCUGUCAAGUACUCGCGGUCGCUCAUGGAGUACUUCAAGAAUUCAGCCAAGAGUUCCCACCAAGCGCCGUCUCCCUGGAGGACCAAUGGGAAGGUCAAUGGGACUCCAUCUCCGCUCUCACUCAGCCCCUCCCCAGCCAGCAGCGGAGGAGCAGGAGGAGGAUCUGGAGGUGCCCCGGGCUCGUCAGGAAGUGUGGCUAUUCCCCAACGGAUUCACCACAUGGCCGCCAGUCACGUCAACAUCACCAACAACAUCCUGCGGAGCUACGAACACUGGGAGACGGCUGACAGACUGGCCACUGAUAGCCAAGAGUUCUUCCAGGGGCUGGACUCGGUGAUGGAGCCGUUGAGUCAGCAGAGCAGCAUGACAGAGCUGGUCCGAUACAUCAGGCAGGGACUGCACUGGCUCCGCUUAGAGGCUCACCUGCUGUAAGAACUGGACCGGAGCCAAAAUGUAAAAAAAAAAUUAAAUGGGCCUGGGAGCUAGAACUGGGAUAACAAGUGA